Diaporthe batatas is the source of this 1638-nucleotide messenger RNA. RefSeq lists its product as uncharacterized. The transcript has a single exon. NCBI's taxonomy places the organism in Eukaryota, Fungi, Ascomycota, Sordariomycetes, Diaporthales, Diaporthaceae. Gene Ontology annotation, molecular function: carotenoid dioxygenase activity. Bases 1 to 1638 code for a protein of 545 amino acids. Gene Ontology annotation, biological process: carotene catabolic process. The record is from RefSeq and is a predicted model, not a curated record.
AUGGCAGGACACGCAUUCGAGAACUGUCCCCCGGCCUACACCAACGGCAUCAAGGCUGGCGAUCGCACUGAGUUCCCCAACACGCCCGCGUUCACUAACGGAGUCGCUCCGUGCCGCUUCCAGGGCGACAUCGAAGAGCUCGAGGUGUUUGGGAACAUGCCCAAGUCUAUUCACGGCACAUACUACAGCAUGGGGGUGGAUAAGAGAUUCCCCCCGAUCCACGAAGACGACAUCCUGUUCAACGGUGACGGCGUAGUGGGGGCGUACUAUAUCGCCAACGGCCAUGUUGACUGGAAGCGUCGCUACGUGAAGAACGAUCACUACAUAGCCGAGUCUAAGGCUCGCAGGAGCUUGUUUGGAAGGUAUCGUAACCCUCACACGGACGACCCGUCGGUGAAGGGAAUGAUCCGGACAACCUCAAACACAAAUAUUGUCUUUUGGCGAGGCGUCAUACUCGCAUGCAAGGAGGACGGGCCGCCGUACGCGCUCGAUCCAGAAACGCUAGAGACCAUUGGGCGAUAUGACUUUGACGGCCAGGUCGUCUCACCGACCUUUACGGCUCACCCUAAGAUCGACCCAGAGACCGGCAACAUGCUAUGCUUCGGGUACGAGGCUGGCGGGAACGGCAACGACUGCUCGAGAGAGAUCGUCUUUUACGAGAUUGGGGCUGAUGGCAAGAAGCUCACCGAGGUAUGGUUCGAAGCGCCAUUUUGCGGUUAUAUCCAUGACUUCGGCUUCACCGAAAAUCACAUUAUCCUCCCCAUGACACCGCUGAAGGCGGAUCUGCAGCGCCUCCAGAAGAGCAAGGUCCACUGGGCCUGGGACCCCAACGAGGAUCACUUCUUUGGAGUGGCGCCGCGCAGGAACCCCAAGAGGGAGGACAUGGUCUGGCUGCGCUCCGACAACUGCUUCCAGGGCCACGUCGCCGGGGCAUACGAGAGUAAGGAAGGCGACCUGGUCUUUGAUCUGUCGAUGGCCGACGGGAAUGUCUUCUUCUGGUUCCCCGAGGACGGCAAACCGCCGAUGCCGCCUGGGCCGGGCUCCCAGCUCAGGUCACCAAUGACACGGUACAGAUUUCCACUCGCAGGUGACGGCCGCCUGCUCUCGCCAGAGAAGAGGAUCGCGCCGGCUUUGUCGUGCCAGACGUCCGUCGAGUUCUCCCGCAUCGACGACCGCUUCCAGGGCAAGGAGUACAACCAGUUCUGGUCUCUCGGGAUGGACGGCGCCCGGCCAUACGACAUUGCGCGGUGUGGCCCGCCAGUUGGCGGGCUCUUCAACCUACUGGUGCACUACAAUUGGAGCACGGGGACGGAGGAAACAUGGUGGCCGGGCGCGACGACGACGCUUCAGGAACCUUGUUUUGUGCCGCGCGACGUGGACGGGUCGCCUGAGGGGGAUGGGCACAUUGUCGUGGUCCUGAACCGACUCGACCGCGGCAUAAAUGAGCUCGCUGUCCUCGAUGCACAGAAGGUUGGGGAAGGCCCUGUUGCAUUGGUGCGGCUGCCUCUCAGGCCGAGGCUAGCGUUCCAUGGGAACUUUGUAGACCAUAGGGACAUUGAACGAUUUGAGGUGGAGAAGGAGAGACAAAAGGCGAAAGGGCCACCGGCUCCAUUACCUUGGCAGCAGAAGGGACUGUGA